AUGGCAUCAUACCUGACCGGCAGCGAGGCCUUCACUCGCGAGAAGCAAGCCGCCGCUCAAGCAAACACAGCUCCUACCACAAACUGGGCCGACAAGUUCCGCGGGGCCACAAUCGAAGAUCUCGAUCCUCCCCCCGCGCUCUCAAUCUCCUCACACGACCCAAUCGCCACAGCUAUUAUGGCUGCCUACGAACGCGACUACACCCACCUUACUGUCAUCUCCUCCACCAAGCGCUCCCUACUGGGAUACCUUAGCAUCCCACGUCUAAAGGAGCUUCUACAGAGUGGGGCUGUGAAGGAUUCGGACUCGGUUUCCGCAGCCAUGCAGCGCUUCAACCGCAAGCGCGGCACCUAUCAGACCAUCACGAUGGAGACUCCGCUUGAGGAGCUGCGGAAAUUCUUCGACGGCGAGACCCAUCCCAAUGGCGAGAAGCAGCAGUUUGCCGUUGUCACGGACCAGCAGCGCAAGUUCGUGCUGGGCGUGGCUACUAAGGAAGAUUUGGAGGAGUUCGUUAAGCGCAGACCUACUUGA
Penicillium salamii is the source of this 531-nucleotide messenger RNA. The record is from the annotation of a GenBank genome assembly. NCBI's taxonomy places the organism in Eukaryota, Fungi, Ascomycota, Eurotiomycetes, Eurotiales, Aspergillaceae.